UUAUCUUCCUCUUCCUGGAUUGGACAAGUUCAUACUGACGUUGCUACUGCUCACCAAGUUGCAGUUUAAGUUACUAAAUCAAGAAAUUGAAAAGGUGUUCAAUGAGAUGGCCAGUUCAGAAGGAAAAUGGAAACAUUUCGAUAAAAAAAUUAAAAAAAUUGUCGAGUACCACGACUUCCUUUUGGAUUUUGUAAACAGAAUAAAUGACGUAUUUUCUGAAGGGUUACUUGUAUACGUCAUUGUCAUCGUGUUGUCCAUGUGCGUCCAAAUGUACAUUGUAUCGACACAGCAUUCACUAAUGGAAUUAAUAAAACCUCUAUUUUACUUGACCAAUGCACUGGUUCAAUAUAUUUUCUGUUAUUGCUUACCCGCACAAGCUCUAUCUGAUGAGGCGGAUCGUACAACGGAAUACGCUUAUUUUAGUAGAUGGUACGAGAAUCCAUCUUCAGCAAAAGUAGCUCAGUUGAUGAUACUCGGGAGAAGUCAGAAGAAAACACAUAUUUUAGCUGGUGGUAUUGUCAAAAUUGAUUUGGAAACCUGUCUGAAAGUAUUAUUUCUAAGUUUGACGUCGCUGGUAAUUAAAGCGAAGUCUUACCUUAUUAUCAGUAACCAGUGA
Anoplophora glabripennis (Asian longhorned beetle) is the source of this 616-nucleotide messenger RNA. RefSeq names its product odorant receptor 85b-like. Gene Ontology annotation, biological process: detection of chemical stimulus involved in sensory perception of smell; sensory perception of smell. Gene Ontology annotation, cellular component: plasma membrane. Gene Ontology annotation, molecular function: odorant binding; olfactory receptor activity. The transcript is spliced from 5 exons. NCBI's taxonomy places the organism in Eukaryota, Metazoa, Arthropoda, Insecta, Coleoptera, Cerambycidae. Bases 107 to 616 code for a protein of 169 amino acids. The record is from RefSeq and is a predicted model, not a curated record.